Botrytis fragariae is the source of this 186-nucleotide messenger RNA. RefSeq lists its product as uncharacterized. The transcript is spliced from 2 exons. NCBI's taxonomy places the organism in Eukaryota, Fungi, Ascomycota, Leotiomycetes, Helotiales, Sclerotiniaceae. The record is from RefSeq and is a predicted model, not a curated record. Bases 1 to 186 code for a protein of 61 amino acids.
AUGGACGUUGCCAGAAGCGCGAAGCUCAAGCUCAAAGUCUAUCGUUCUAACUCUUCCCAUUACGGAGAAGAGCUUAGAAAAAAAGUUGCAGUGUUAGCUCAACAAGAGCUCCGACUAGGGCCGUUGCUGCCGGAUCAACGGUCGUUAUGUUCCGCCGAAGGAAAGAUCAUCAUGAAAACAGGCUAG